Molecule: messenger RNA, 1062 nt
Organism: Triticum urartu
Lineage: Eukaryota; Viridiplantae; Streptophyta; Magnoliopsida; Poales; Poaceae
Source: RefSeq, a predicted model, not a curated record
AUGGACAAAAUUAUGGAAGCCAAUCCAGAAGCUAUCGCAUACCUUGAUGAGUGGCAUUCUAAUUUGUGGAGCAGAAGCAAGUUCUCUACGACAUGCAAAUGUGACUAUGUGAUGAACAACAUAGCCGAGUCAUUCAACUCCAUGAUUAAGAAAUUGAAGGGUUUCCCUGUUCUUGAAUUAUUGGAUGCAUUGCGAGAAUGGCUAAUGGUCAGAUUUGAAAUAAGAGCUAAAAUAGCGGAGAAAUUUGUACGCAGACAUCUACAAAUUCUGCCAAGGAUCAGCAACAUGAUGAACAAUAGAUCAAGGGGGAUUGUGCUAGUUGGGAUAUCUAGAAGUGAUGACUGCAAAGCGGAGGUCACUAUAAAGAUCCAUGGAUAUAAUUGGAAGCAUUGUGUAGAUUUGGAGAAGUGGGAAUGCUCAUGUAGACAGUGGCAAGUAACUGGACAACCUUGCCUACAUGCCAUUGCAUUCAUCACAAGUAUUAGAGGAGGUCGAGAGAUAGAUGACUAUGCGCAUGAGUACUACUCCGUGAAAUCAUUCAGCAAUGCAUAUGCAAAAAAUGCGCCCACCAUGACUGAUAAGAAACAAUGGCCAGUGGUCGAUGUUGGGUUCAAAUUGCACCCUCCUGUACUGAAAAAGGCUGCUGGUAGACCUAGGACACAAAGGAUAAAGUCAACCUUUGAGAGCAUAUCAAAGAGAAGACACAAGUGCCCAGAAUGCAAAGAACUUGGGCAUUUGUUGAAGACAUGUCCAAAACUUUAUCCCGAACACAAGACAAGAAACAGGAAAAGGAAAAAUGUUGAGCCAGUAGACAUCGAAGACGCAGAAGCUAUUGCCAUAGAUGCUGAGACUAUGGGCACUACAAGUGCUGAAAAUGGUUCUACAAACAAGAGAAGAGGUGGUAAAAGGGCAAAGUCUAGCCCAGUUCUUGAAGCAUCUAAGAAGACUUCUGCUACCCAUGAUAGCCCAGCAAAGAACACAAGAAGAAAAUGUCCUCCGUCGAAGAACACAAGAAGCAAAAAAUGUCCUUUGGUGAAGAGCACAAGCAAAAAGAAGUUGUGA